AUGUGUGUGUGUGUGUCUUCAUAUCUAUCUAUCUAUCUAUCUAUCUAUCUCUGUUUCUUCAUAUUUAUCUAUCUAUCUAUCUAUCUAUCUAUCUAUCUAUCAGUCUGUCUAUCUAUCAAUGUCUCUUUCAUCUAUCUAUCUAUCUAUCUAUCUAUCUAUCUAUCAGUCUGUCUAACUAUCUAUCAAUGUCUCUUCAUAUCUAUCUAUCAAUCUAUCUAUCUAUCUAUUUCUGUUUCUUCAUAUCUAUCUAUCUAUCUAUCUAUCUAUCUAUCUAUCUAUCUAUCCAUCUAUCUAUCUAUAUGUCUGUCUGUCUGUCUAUCUAUCAAUGUCUCUUCAUACCUAUCUAUCUAUCUAUCUAUCUAUCUAUCUAUCAGUCUGUCUAUCUAUCAAUGUCUCUUCAUAUCUAUCUAUCAAUCUAUCUAUCUAUCUAUCUAUCUAUCUAUCUAUCUCAUGUUCUAUCUAUAUCUAUCUAUCUAUCUAUCUAUCUAUCUAUCUAUCUAUCUGUCUGUCUGUCUGUCUAUCUAUCAAUUCUGUCUAUCUAUCUAUCAAUGUCUCUUCAUAUCUAUCUAUCAAUCUAUCUAUUUCUGUUUCUUCAUAUCUAUCUAUCUAUCUCUGUUUCUUCAUAUCUAUCUAUCUAUCUAUCUAUCUAUCUAUCUAUCUAUCUAUCUAUCUAUCUAUCUAUCUAUCAAUGUCUCUUCUAACUAUCUAUCAAUCUAUCUAUCUAUUCUAUUUUCUGUCUAUCUAUCUAUCUAUUUCUGUUUCUUCUACAUCUAUCUAUCUAUCUAUCUAUCUAUCUAUCUAUCUAUAUGUCUGUCUAUCUAUCAAUGUCUCUUCAUACCUAUCUAUCUAUCUAUCUAUCUAUCAGUCUGUCUAUCUAUCUAUCAAUGUCUCUUCAUAUCUAUCUAUCAAUCUAUCUAUCUAUCUAUCUAUCUAUCUAUCUAUCUAUCUAUCUCUGUUUCUUCAUCUAUCUAUCUAUCUAUUCAUCUAUCUAUCUAUCUAUCUAUCUAUCUAUCUGUCUGUCUGUCUGUCUAUCUAUCAAUGUCUCUUCAUACCUAUCUAUCUAUCUAUCUAUCUAUCUAUCUAUCUAUCUAUCUAUCAGUCUGUCUAUCUAUCUAUCAAUGUCUCUUCAUAUCUAUCUAUCAAUCUAUCUAUUUCUGUUUCUUCAUAUCUAUCUAUCUAUCUAUCUAUCUAUCUAUCUAUGUUUCUUUAUAUCUAUCUAUCUAUCUAUCUAUCUUUCUCGCUUUUUAG
Molecule: messenger RNA, 1248 nt
Organism: Acanthosepion pharaonis
Lineage: Eukaryota; Metazoa; Mollusca; Cephalopoda; Sepiida; Sepiidae
Source: the annotation of a GenBank genome assembly